AGGGAGGUUUUGUUAAAAUUGAGGACUAUGUUGGAUUACAGGUUUUGGAUGCAUGACAAAUGUUUUUAUCCUCAACAAGAUUUCCUAAAAUUCAUUACAUAUUAAAGAUAAUGAUACAGGAACCAAAAGUUUCAGAUUGGAUCUCUUCUUAGUAAGAGGAAUAAAUCUCAGGUACUUAUUUAACACUUAUUGACAGUUGAAACCCACCAUAAACAUUAUUAACUCACCGUGUCAAGAUAUUCUGUUAAAAUACACAUUAAAAAAGAUUUUGACAAAUGCAGUUAGAUUAUGCAAUCUGUUUACCACUUGUAAACAGUGAGACUUGGAAUGAGUUUGCUUUGGCAUGGUGGUAGACAUGCAUGGGAGUCAGGCAACGCUUCUGUGCUCUAGUAAUGCUGAGACUGCUCAAAUCUGAGCUGCAUUGAGAACAGGUUUAGAGAGCUUAAAUGCUUCUGCUGAGGCAGGCCAUCCCACCAGCUACUUUUUGCAGCUCUGCUCACCUUUGUAUCCCCCCUGCAAUAAUGGCACGAGAGCACUGGUGCUCAUUGUUCUCCAGCCAAUGGGAAUGAUCCAAAAGACUUUAGCUAUGUGUAUGCAUAUGUGCAUGGAUAGUACACAUGUGGCAUGAAUGUCUUUUGCCUCAAGCCCUGGUCUCCAUUCCAUCACCAAGUGAGGUGGGCGUCAUUUAGCAGGACAGCCAAUCAGAGUUCAGCGUUUUGGAUUUAUGCCAGGUAUUUUAGGUGUCCCGUGCCUAAAUGUUGUUGGCCAAAGGCUAUUUCUACAACACCAAAUAAACAUCUUCGUGAGACAAGAUGCCCUACACACCAUCAGGGUUUAUUUGUGACCGGCUAAUCCGGGAAAGAGAGAGAAAGGAUGGAGAAGGAUCUGUGAACAAACCUCUUCGGUUCAGUGGCCAGGAUUUUAACACCCUGAAACAGGAUUGUCUUCAGAAAAAGGUGCUAUUUGAAGAUGAUACAUUCCCAGCCACUGUGGACUCUCUGGGGUACAAGGAACUUGGCCACAAGUCCAGCAAAGUCAAGAACAUUGUCUGGAAAAGACCCAAGGAUAUUUGUGAUAAUCCACAGUUCAUUGUUGGAGGUGCCAGCAGAACAGACAUCUGUCAGGGAGACUUAGGAGACUGCUGGCUGCUCGCUGCCAUUGCUUGUCUUACACUGAACGAUAAGCUACUGUAUCGGGUUGUUCCUCAAGAGCAGAGUUUUUCUGACAAUUAUGCGGGAAUCUUUCAUUUCCAGUUCUGGCGUUACGGUGACUGGGUGGAUGUUGUUGUUGAUGAUCGGAUCCCUACCAUCAAUAACGAGCUAGUGUUCACCAAGUCUGCUGAGAGGAAUGAGUUCUGGAGCGUUCUUCUUGAGAAAGCAUAUGCCAAACUGCACGGUUCCUACGAGGCUCUGAAAGGUGGAAAUACUGCCGAGGGGAUGGAAGACUUCACUGGAGGAGUGACUGAGUUCUAUGAAAUGAAGGAGGCACCUAAAGAACUUUACAAGAUCAUGAAGAAAGCCUUAGACCGAGGCUCCCUCAUGGGUUGCUCUAUUGACGCUUUGGUCCCAGCACGUCUGGAGACUCGCACAGUGACUGGGCUAGUGAAAGGUCAUGCCUACUCUGUAACUGCUGUGGGUGAGUGUAAACAGAGUGUAAAAAAAAAAUCUAAAGUGCAUCUGGUGCGUCUUCGUAAUCCAUGGGGCCAAGUGGAGUGGAACGGACCUUGGAGUGAUAACUCAAAUGAGUGGGAAAGCAUCUCUAAGGAAGAUAAAGAAAAACUGCAUCUACAGAAUGCAGAAGAUGGAGAGUUCUGGAUGUCUUUUGAUGAUUUCAUGAAAAACUACACCAAGAUAGAAAUCUGUAAUAUGACUCCUGAUGCACUGGAUGAUGAUAAGCUGCACAAGUGGACAGUGUCUGUGAAUGAGGGUCGCUGGGUAAGAGGCUGCUCUGCUGGAGGCUGCAGGAAUUAUUUGGACACCUUCUGGACAAACCCACAGUACCGCCUUCGUCUUCUGGAGGAGGAUGAUGACCAGGACAACAAUGAGGUGGCCUGCUCCUUUGUGGUGGCUCUCAUGCAGAAAAACAGAAGAAAAGAACGAAAACUGGGUGGCAAUUUAUUCACUAUUGGAUUUUCCAUCUAUGAGGUGCCGAAGGAGAUGCAGGGUAACAAGCAGCAUAUGCAGAAGGAAUUCUUUCUACUGAACGCAUCCAAGGCUCGCUGCAAGGCCUACAUUAACCUGAGGGAGGUGACGCAACGCUUCAGGCUGAGCCCUGGGGAGUAUGUCAUUGUGCCUUCCACCUAUGAGCCCCACCAGGAAGGCGAGUUUCUCCUCCGUGUCUUCUCUGAAAAGAAGAACGUCUCUGAGGAAAUAGAGAACAGGAUUGCAGCUGACCAUCCAGUGCCGGCUCCAGCCUCAGCAGGGGAAGAGACUGAGGAGGACCAGCAGUUACGCACCAUUUUUCAGCAGAUAGCUGGGGAUGAAAUGGAGAUCUCGGCUAACAAUCUGAGAAACGUCCUGAACAGAGUGUUGGCUGAUAGCUACAGGGACAUGAAUAAAGAGGUGUUCAGUUUAGAGAGCUGCCGUAGUAUGAUAGCCUUCAUGGACAUGGCUGGAACAGGCAGACUUAAUCUACAAGAGUUUAAACAGUUGUGGAAUAAGAUCAAAAAGUGGCAGGAAACCUUUAAGCAUUAUGAAGCUGAGCAGACUGGCUUCAUCAGCAGCUACGACAUGAGGAACGCCAUCAAUGAUGCUGGGUUCCAUCUCAACAACCCACUGUACAACAUCAUCACAAUGCGUUACGCCAAUGAGAACAUGAACAUCGACUUUGACAGCUUUGUCAGCUGUCUUGUUCGUUUGGAGGGGAUGUUCAGAGCUUUCCAGGCUUUUGAUCAGGAUGGAGAUGGCACUAUCAGCCUGUCUGUACUGGAGUGGCUCCAGUUGACUCUGUAUGCCUAAACACACUCAAGAUCCAGGUGAACUCCAAGAACAGGACCAGAACCACCAGCCUUUACCUCAAACUCAGUGUUCCUAUCAUCCGCCACUUAAUCCUUUAUAUUUUUAGCCAGUUAUUUACAGUCUAUACCUAAAUGAAUCAUUACACCAUUACACAUUCCAGAGAAUUCCAGAGAGUCAAGUACAGGUAAAAUGGCAGUCAUGUAGCGAUGGGCAAGACGUCAUUAUCUCUUCAGCUGUUUGAAAGCAGGUUUUAGACUAGGUUAGAGGUUUUGCAGUACUGAUGUCUUUUGAGUGACAAAUCCUGAGGCUCAUCUUCUAUGUAAUCAAGUGCACCAUUCAACUGUAGAACUCUUUUAAGCUAUUAACUCUUUUACAUUAUUUACAUUGUUACUGCAGCUACCUUUUGCAGAUGUUCAUACUCGUUUCAUUUUGUUCUUCUUAUCUUUCUCACACAUUUACCCACACCGGAAACCUCUUGCUUCCUGUCACAAUAGAUUACCUCAGAUUUACUUUUAAUACAUCUGUGCUGUUUUUUUUUUAUCUUUUACCAACUGGCUACAAUAACCAAAUCCAUAAACUUGAAUUAAAGAUCAGUUUACUUUUACACACACACACACACUCAUUUUGUAACAGCCACCUUUCAGGCUAGUUCUCGUUUGUUGUCGGAAGAUUCCUCUGUAUUUGUUUCCACAUGCUUGUUACCAAGAUGUUUGGUGGAAAACCAUUAAUAGCCAGAGGAAAUACCUAACAGAACCCACUAAAAUGCAGAACUCAAAUGUGUUCAGGGUUUGUUUUCACUGCAUAUGUGAAGAUUAAACUUAGGCUUCUUUUGGUGAUGAAUAUAUUUACGGUUUGGUCAGAAAAGUGUAUUUAAGGUUCUUAAUCGCUUUAAUCCAAUAAAUGACUGAAGUUCUUGGCGCAA
This is a messenger RNA of Tachysurus vachellii, 3879 nucleotides long. It is a transcript of the gene capn3a, whose product is annotated as calpain 3a, (p94). NCBI's taxonomy places the organism in Eukaryota, Metazoa, Chordata, Actinopteri, Siluriformes, Bagridae. Gene Ontology annotation, cellular component: cytoplasm. The coding region runs from base 813 to 2957 and encodes 714 amino acids. Gene Ontology annotation, molecular function: calcium ion binding; calcium-dependent cysteine-type endopeptidase activity. The record is from RefSeq and is a predicted model, not a curated record. Gene Ontology annotation, biological process: negative regulation of apoptotic process; proteolysis. The transcript is spliced from 21 exons.